UUUUGAGUUUGACAGCGCCUGGUCAGGUACCCACCUUUUGGCAUACGUGAAUGCAUUGUUUAUAAGGCACAGAUGCAGCACCGGUUGUUAGGAACAUUGUCCCUUUUUACUUCGAAAUAAAACCUUGUGACGUGGAGAAAGGAGACGCACGAUUUAUUCUUCGCUUAAGUAGCUUGUUGCUAUUUAUUUCCAGAUACACGAUUGCAUCCUUUAAUUCUUUUAAACAAAAAGGUGUCAUAAAUAAUGAACAUAAUCCAACUAAGACGCUCCAGGUUACUGAGACUUCUAACCGUUUUGUUAUUGGUAGCAUGUGUGCUGUUUUUUGCUAAUCGAAAUCCAGUUGCAAAUGCAGAGAACUCUCAAAAUGAUCACCUGAAAGCACCAUCCCAUCAGGUGAAGAAGCUAUCUGUCUUCACACCUGACAAAUUGGGAAACUUUGAGCCCCCAGCAGAAGAACCAAAAUCAGGCCCAGGUGAAGGAGGAAAACCUCAUGUACUGCUUCCCGAUCAAAGAAAUGAGGCCAGUCAAUCAAUUUCUGAGUUUGGCAUGAACAUGGUGGUCUCUGAUGAAAUCAGCCUUUCUAGAACAAUUAGUGAUACAAGAACUCCUGAAUGCAAACAUUGGAGUUAUCCAGAGGACUUACCAAAGGCCAGUGUGGUCAUUGUUUUCCACAAUGAGGGAUGGUCUACUCUUCUACGAACUGUUCAGUCUGUUAUUGAUCGUUCUCCGCCUCAGUUUUUAGAGGAAGUUCUGUUGGUUGAUGACUUCAGCGAGAAAACUCAUUUGAAACGGAAACUGGAGGAUUUCAUAGAGAGAUAUAAUGGAAAAGUCCGUCUAAUACGUAAUAAGGAACGUGAAGGAUUGAUUCGAACACGGACCCGAGGAGCUGAAGAAGCUAGAGGAGAAGUUGUUCUCUUUCUUGAUGCGCACUGUGAAGUAGGGCUUAAUUGGCUUCCCCCUCUACUCUACCCUAUAUAUUUGGACAGAACUACUAUGACUGUACCGCUUAUUGACGGAAUCGACCAUGAAAACUUUGAGUAUAGGCCCGUCUAUCAAGGCGAAACAAAUUUUCGUGGUAUUUUUGAAUGGGGCAUGUUGUACAAGGAAAAUGAAGUACCAGAAAGGGAGGCACAAACAAGAACUUACAACAGUGAACCAUACAAAGCUCCAACUCACGCAGGAGGCCUUUUUGCCAUUGACCGAUCAUAUUUCCUUGAGAUUGGAGCUUACGAUCCUGGUCUCCUAGUGUGGGGAGGAGAAAAUUUUGAGCUCUCCUUUAAGAUUUGGCAGUGUGGAGGUAAAAUCCUCUGGGUUCCUUGUUCGCGUGUCGGACAUGUUUAUAGAGGUUUUAUGCCUUAUACUUUCGGAAAGCUAGCUGCGAACAAAAAGGGCUCCCUCAUUACCAUCAACUAUAAGCGUGUGAUAGAGGUGUGGUUUGACGAAAAGUAUAAGGAGUUCUUUUACACGCGAGAGCCGACGGCCCGUUUCCUUGAUAUGGGAAAUAUCACACAACAGCUGGAAAUGAAGAAAAGACUCAAUUGUAAAAGUUUUGCAUGGUUUAUGAAAGAGGUGGCGUAUGACGUGCUGGAUAAGUACCCUGAACUUCCAGCUAAUUCACAUUGGGGGGAGCUUCGUAAUACAGCGGCUCAUCAAUGUUUGGAUACCAUGGGUCACCAGCCUCCAAGUCUGAUGGGAAUUUCACAUUGUCAUGGCUUUGGCAAUAAUCAGCUAUUCCGCUUGAAUAAAGCAGGGCAAUUGGGUGUAGGUGAGCGCUGUGUCAACGCUGACAGCCAGGGUGUCAAACUAGUUGUUUGUCGUCUUGGAAGUGUUGAUGGGCCCUGGGAAUAUGACGAAGAUUCGAAAACGUUGCUGCACAAAGGUGUUAAAACGUGUUUGGCCGUCCAUCCCCAGAACAACCACCUAACGCUACUUCCGUGUGACGCUGCCAACAACUACCAUCGAUGGGAAUUUCGUGAGAUUGAGCCGAAGUAGUUGCGCUGUUAAGUGUUUUUUUCUUGUAACAAAUUUUGCUGCCUUUGCCAUUCUUCUUCGUGUAUGGCGUGUUGAAAAUGCAAUGUUUCUAUAUCACACAAUCUAAUUUUUGUCUCACCCUCUUCAAAGUGUGCUGGUUUCUUUUUCACACCAAAGUUGUUGCAACCUACUUGUACUGUGAUGCGCAUCUGACGACUGACCAUAUUAUCUCCCUCCAUUCCGGGUGCAAUCUAAACAGCGAGCGUUCCAUUGUUUCUCUGUCUAUCAUUUGUGAAUUCUGAGCCUUGUUAAUGGAGUUGUUCUUCUUUUUGUGUUUGUCAUUCCUGGUUGUGGGGUAUAUCUUGGGUGUCUCGGAUUUGAAUAAAAAUUCACUAGUUUGGCUUCAGAAA
This is a messenger RNA of Daphnia magna, 2381 nucleotides long. RefSeq names its product N-acetylgalactosaminyltransferase 7 (gene Pgant7). NCBI's taxonomy places the organism in Eukaryota, Metazoa, Arthropoda, Branchiopoda, Diplostraca, Daphniidae. Gene Ontology annotation, cellular component: Golgi apparatus. The record is from RefSeq and is a predicted model, not a curated record.